AUGUCUUUGCCUGAUGUAAACAUCUCUAUAGACCGCGGCGGCACGUUCUGCGACGUCCUCGUCCAGGUACCAGGCCAGCCAGACCGUGUCUUCAAACUCUUAUCAGAAGACCCAGCCAACUAUCGCGAUGCCCCAACAGAGGCAAUCCGGCGGGCACUGGAAGCCAUCGAGGGCCGGGCGAUCCCCAAGGGUGAAAAGAUAGACGGGUCGCGCAUCGCCUCAUGCCGCAUCGGCACGACCAUCGCUACCAAUGCGCUGCUGCAGGGCAAGGGCGAGAAAUUCGCGUUCGUCACUACGGAAGGCUUUGAAGAUGUCUGUGUUAUCGGCGACCAGACCAGGCCGAAGCUUUUCGAUCUGAAGGUUCGAAAGGCGGCGCCGCUGCAUGAUAAAGUCGUUGGAGUGGACGAGAGAGUUACAGUGGAAGACUACGACCUGGAUCCGUUUCCCUUGGACAAGAAACGGGAAAUCACUGAUCCAGGCCUUGUUAGGACAAACAGUGGUGAGAUUAUUCGGGUGCUUCAGCCGCUGGACACCGCUGCAGUCCGAGAGACGCUCCUCACGUUGAAGGCAGAGGGAUAUACGUCUGUUGCAAUCGCAUUCCUACACUCGUAUCUGUUCCCCGAUCACGAAGAACAGGCAGCUGCCAUUGCAAGAGAUGUCGGUUUCCGAUACGUGACGACAUCGUCUGAGAUCUGUCCUGUCAUCAAAUACCUCGAUCGAAGCAGCUCCGUCUGCUCUGAGGCGUUCCUGUACCCGAUCGUCAAGCAGUACAUCUCAGACUUCGAAGCCGGGUUUUCAAUCCUCCCCGCGAGAGUCGAUUUUAUGUGUUCAGACGGAGGCCUGAGGUCGGCAUCAAGAUUCAGAGGCAACGAAGCCCUCCUAAGCGGUCCGGCUGGCGGCGUUGUCGGGAUUGCACAGACAUGCUACGACUCAGACGAGGGUACACCGGUUAUCGGAUUCGACAUGGGCGGGACAAGCACAGAUGUCUCGCGGUAUGAUGGGACAUACGACUAUCUGAGCCAUACAACGAUCGCGGGCCGAAACAUCACCAUUCCGAUGCUGAAUAUUGCUACCGUUGCUGCAGGCGGAGGCUCGAUCCUCGUUGCCCGGAAUGGCCUCUUUGUUGUAGGGCCUGAGAGUGCAGGAUCGCAUCCUGGACCGGCUUGUUAUCGUAAGGGAGGGCCUUUGACUGUUACUGAUGCCAAUUUGUUCUUGGGAAGAUUGCUGCUGUCGUCGUUCCCUUCUAUAUUUGGCCCUAAUGCGGACCAGCCACUGGACUACGAAGCCACGGCGCAGAAGUUUGAUGAAAUCACAAAGGAAAUCAAUUCACAGACAGACCAGUCUCUGACGCCAGAAGAGGUCGCCCUGGGCUUUCUCAACGUUGCCAAUGAAACCAUGAGUCGACCAAUUCGUAAUGCCACUGAAGCCCGUGGGUACCAUCCUGAACGGCACAACUUGGUCAGCUUUGGAGGAGCAGGUGGCCAGCAUGCCUGUUCUAUUGCCCAGAGGCUGGGGAUAAAACGAAUUCUGAUUCACAAGUACUCGUCUAUUCUAUCUGCAGUUGGAAUCUCCAAGACAGAGCUCAAAUCGGACGCUGUUGAGCCGUAUGUAGGAGCGUUUGACCUCUCGGUGCUCCCAAACAUCAACUCCCGAUUCAACUCUUUGAAGGAAAAGGUUAGACAGGACUUGUUAAGUCAAGGUGCAAUCCCAGAGUCGAUCCGUUUCGACGAGUCUCUGAGUCUGCGGUACCAAGGUACAGACACCAACCUGGUCAUUGCAAAGCCAGACAACGAAGACUACGCAGAGACAUUCCGCAAAACACACAAAAGGGAAUUCGCUUUUACGCUGGAGAGACCGGUGAUUGUGGAUUCAGUCCAGGUUCGUGGUGCUGGUGGGAGCAGUACCUGGGAUGUGGCCUCGUCUCCUUUUGAUGCUUUAGAGAAGCUCAAGGCCAGCCCUAAGUCGGCGCAGACCCAGAUCCAUACACGGGUCUUUGUUGAGUCUUCGUGGCAGGACGUCCCUGUAUAUAAUUUAGACUCAGUCUCGCAGUCCGUCAUACCUGGUCCGGCUCUCAUCAUUGACACAACGCAGACCAUCUUCGUCGAGCCCAAGUGGCUGGCGUACAUUCUGUCUGACCAUAUGGUCCUCGAGCGACAGGCCGACAGCACUGGGCCAUUAGCUAUCCAAGUCGAGUCCAUCAGUCCAAUCCAGCUCUCCAUCUUUGCCCACCGGUUCAUGGCCAUCGCCGAGCAAAUGGGCAACACGCUGCAACGCACCUCCAUCUCCACCAGCAUCAAAGAGCGCCUCGACUUCUCCUGCGCCAUCUUCUCCCCAGAUGGCAAGCUUGUCGCAAACGCCCCUCACAUCCCCAUUCACCUUGGAAGCAUGCAGUAUGCAAUCCAAUACCAGCACCGCCUAUGGCAAGGCAAGCUCCAACCCGGCGACGUCCUCCUCACCAACCACCCCGACUGCGGCGGCACCCAUCUCCCCGACUUGACAAUCAUAAGCCCCGUCUUCACAGCCUCUGGCAGCUCUGGCAGCACUGGCAACAGACUGGCCUUCUACGUCGCCGCGCGCGGCCACCACACCGACAUCGGCGGGCGAGGCAUCUCCGCCAUGAUGCCCGACUCCAAGGAACUCUGGGAAGAGGGCCUGAACGUCCAAUCCAUGAAGAUCGUGCAGAACGGCGUCUUUCUCGAGUCAGACGUCCGCGAAGCAUUCCUACUCGCAGGCACGUUCCCCGGAUGCAGUCCCACCCGCCGGCUUAACGACAACAUCUCCGACAUCAAGGCCCAGAUCUCUUCGAACCAGCGCGGCAUCCUCCUCCUCCAGAACCUAUGUGCUGAAUUCACCCUCCCCGUCGUGCACGCGCACAUGCACGGGAUCCAAUCCAACGCCGAACUGGCCGUGCGAUCCUUUUUCAAAACCAUCGCAGCCGACCCCGACACCGACACCCAAACCAAAAUCAAAACCAAAACCCUAAAAGCAACCGACUACCUCGACAACGGCACCAAGAUCCAAGUCACCAUCACAAUCAACCCAUCCACCGGCUCCGCAGUGUACGACUUCACAGGAACCGGCCCGCAGACAUGGACAAACUACAACUGCCCGAUCUCCGUCACCCACUCCGCCGUGAUCUACACAACGCGGUGUCUCAUCGCCAGCGACAUCCCGCUGAACGACGGGUGUCUGGCGCCCAUCGAGAUAAUCGUUCCAAAGGGCACGGCCCUGAACCCGUCUGCGCCGGUGGCGGUCUGUGCGAGUACGCUGGCGUCUCAGCGGAUCAUCGAUACGAUUCUGCGCGCGUUUGGGGGUGUGGCGGCGUUUUCGGGGUGUGCGAAUAGUUUUGGGUGGGGGGUUGGGGGGAAGGAUGCCCUUACUGGGGAGAUACGGCCUGGGUGGAAUUAUGGGGAGACGGUUGGGGGGGGAUGUGGUGCUGGGCCUGGAUGGGAGGGGGAGAGUGCGGUGCAGUGUCAUUCGACGAAUACGAAGAUCACGGAUGUCGAGGUUGUUGAGAAGCGGACGCCGGUGGUUGUACGGAGGCAUGCGGUGAGACAGGGGACCGGGGGAGGGCAGGUUUAG
This is a messenger RNA of Aspergillus puulaauensis, 3582 nucleotides long. RefSeq lists its product as uncharacterized. The coding region runs from base 1 to 3582 and encodes 1193 amino acids. Gene Ontology annotation, biological process: glutathione metabolic process. NCBI's taxonomy places the organism in Eukaryota, Fungi, Ascomycota, Eurotiomycetes, Eurotiales, Aspergillaceae. Gene Ontology annotation, cellular component: cytosol. The transcript is spliced from 2 exons. Gene Ontology annotation, molecular function: 5-oxoprolinase (ATP-hydrolyzing) activity. The record is from RefSeq and is a predicted model, not a curated record.